Molecule: messenger RNA, 2049 nt
Organism: Cynara cardunculus var. scolymus (artichoke)
Lineage: Eukaryota; Viridiplantae; Streptophyta; Magnoliopsida; Asterales; Asteraceae
Product: pyruvate decarboxylase 1
Exons: 6
Coding region: 26-1840 (604 amino acids)
Molecular function (GO): thiamine pyrophosphate binding; magnesium ion binding; carboxy-lyase activity
Source: RefSeq, a predicted model, not a curated record
GCGGACUCGUGUCAUCCUACACUUGAUGGAUACUAAAAUUGGUUCACUGGACGUUGUCGCCGUCCCAAACAGCGACGUCUGCUGUCCUCCGCCACACGGUGGCCUUUCCGCCCUUCAGACUUCCACCGUUCCUUUCAACUUCUCCGAGGCUACUCUCGGCCGACACCUGGCUCGCCGCCUUGUCCAGAUCGGUAUCUCUGAUGUCUUUUCUGUACCCGGUGACUUCAACCUCACUUUGCUUGACCACCUCAUCGCUGAGCCUGGGCUUAACCUCGUCGGUUGCUGCAACGAGCUCAACGCUGGAUACGCAGCUGAUGGAUACGCUAGGUCCCGCGGCGUUGGAGCAUGCGUUGUCACCUUCACCGUCGGCGGUCUGAGUGUCAUCAACGCUAUUGCCGGAGCUUACAGUGAGAAUUUACCGCUGAUUUGUAUAGUCGGUGGACCGAAUUCGAAUGAUUAUGGUACUAAUAGGAUUCUUCAUCAUACGAUCGGGUUGCCGGACUUCAGCCAAGAGCUUCGUUGCUUUCAGACCGUCACUUGCUAUCAGGCUGUGGUUAACAACUUGGAAGAUGCACAUGAACUGAUCGAUACUGCGAUUUCAACUGCGUUAAAAGAAAGCAAGCCGGUUUAUAUCAGCAUCAGUUGCAAUUUGCCUGCCAUUCCUCAUCCUACUUUUAGCCGGGAACCAGUUCCGUUUUCUCUCUCGCCCAAGUUGAGUAACCUGAUGGGUUUGGAAGCAGCUGUUGAUGCAGCAGCAGAGUUCUUGAACAAGGCAGUGAAGCCUGUGAUGGUUGCUGGCCCUAAAAUGCGUGUGGCCAAGGCGAGCGGUGCGUUUGUCGAAUUGGCUGAUGCAUGUGGUUAUGCGGUAGCUGUGAUGCCAUCAGCAAAAGGGCUAGUUCCAGAGCACCAUUCCCAUUUUAUUGGCACAUACUGGGGUGCUGUAAGCACAGCUUUUUGUGCAGAAAUUGUUGAAUCUGCUGAUGCUUACUUAUUUGCUGGACCUAUAUUCAAUGAUUACAGUUCUGUGGGUUACUCUCUCCUUCUCAAGAAAGAGAAGACAAUAAUCGUGCUUCCUGAUCGAGUAAUGAUUGGUAACGGGCCAACUUUUGGUUGUGUGUUGAUGAAGGAUUUCUUGCAAGGUUUGGCAAAGAGGCUUACUAAGAACACGACCGCCUAUGAGAAUUAUCAUCGGAUCUAUGUGCCAGAUGGGAGUCCUCUCAAAUGCGAGCCUAAGGAGCCGUUGAGGGUUAACAUUCUGUUUCAGCACAUACAGAAAAUGUUGUCAGGUGAUACUGCUGUCAUUGCUGAAACUGGGGAUUCCUGGUUCAAUUGCCAGAAGCUAAAAUUACCAAUCGGAUGCGGGUAUGAGUUCCAGAUGCAAUACGGAUCGAUUGGGUGGUCAGUGGGUGCAACACUUGGGUAUGCACAAGCCGCAACCAACAAACGGGUAAUUGCUUGCAUUGGUGAUGGCAGCUUUCAGGUUACAGCUCAAGAUGUGUCGACAAUGCUGCGGUGUGGACAAAACACCAUCAUCUUCUUGAUAAACAAUGGUGGUUACACCAUUGAAGUAGAGAUCCAUGACGGGCCAUACAAUGUGAUCAAGAAUUGGAACUACACUGCUCUCAUUGAUGCAAUCCACAAUGGUGAGGGCAAGUGUUGGACAAGCAAGGUGUUUUGUGAAGAGGAGCUUGUUGAAGCAAUUGCUACGGCAACAGGAGCAAAGAAGGAUUGUUUGUGCUUCAUUGAAGUGAUAGUUCACAAGGACGAUACGAGCAAAGAAUUGCUUGAAUGGGGGUCAAGAGUAUCGGCUGCCAACAGCCGUCCACCGAACCCACAGUAAAAAACAACAUUUUCACGGCCAUGAGAAGUAUGUUUUUGCAAGCAACUUUACGAGGAGACUAGUGUUAUCUGUGUUUAUAUUUGGUAGGUUCGGUUUAUGAAAUCUAUAAUAUCUGUGAGAUAUCAAUCGAUAUUUCAAACUUGGUAUGCUUGUUUUGGUAAUGGUUGUGUUCAUGAGUAUUCAUAUUUAAGAUUUCAUAAGAAUUCCGC